This is a messenger RNA of Pimephales promelas (fathead minnow), 927 nucleotides long. RefSeq names its product translocase of outer mitochondrial membrane 20 (gene tomm20a). Gene Ontology annotation, cellular component: mitochondrial outer membrane translocase complex. Lineage: Eukaryota; Metazoa; Chordata; Actinopteri; Cypriniformes; Leuciscidae. The record is from RefSeq and is a predicted model, not a curated record. Gene Ontology annotation, biological process: tRNA import into mitochondrion; intracellular protein transport; protein import into mitochondrial matrix. Gene Ontology annotation, molecular function: transmembrane protein transporter activity.
UCCACCGCUUUGAGUCCGUGAGCAGUGAGUGAGCAGCACGGGUGAGCACGAGGACGUGCGGCAGCAGCAGAUCUCCGGUAACGCGCCGCGAUGAUCGGUGGCAAACCGAGCGCGAUCGCCGCGGGCGUCUGUGGCGCGCUCCUCAUCGGAUACUGUAUCUAUUUCGACAGAAAACGACGCAGCGAUCCGAACUUCAAAACCAAACUGCGUGAACGGAGGAAGACGCAAAGAGCUGCUCAAAAUAAAUCUGGCCUUGCUCAACUGCCGGAUCUGAAAGAUGCCGGAGCCGUGCAGAAGUUCUUCCUGGAUGAGAUCCAGCUGGGCGAGGAGCUUCUGGCUCAGGGAGACUACGAGAAGGGUGUGGAUCACCUGACCAAUGCGAUCGCAGUGUGUGGCCAACCACAGCAGCUCCUGCAGGUGCUUCAGCAAACGCUCCCAGCGCCGGUCUUCCAGAUGCUGCUCACCAAACUGCCCUCCAUCAGCCAGCGGAUAGUGAGCUCUCAGAGUCUGGAAGAAGAUGAUGUCGAGUGACCGAUGGACCUUCUGAUCUUUUAUUUAUCAUGUUCAUUCCUGUUUGGUUGCACAUCUAUCCUGAACACUUUCUGUUCCUGGUGGUGUGUGCAUUGACAUUGUUCUUAUGAAAUGGAUGUUUUUCUAUUCUAAACAUGAUCUAACGGAAUCACGUAUUUAAAUGCAAUUGAAAGCUUCAAAUUAAGAACACUAUUGCAAUGAUAAGCAAAGGUCAUCAGUUCAUAAGCACUCGGUUCCUUUUAAUGUCAUUUCUCACGUUUAGUGGUUGAUCAGAUAUGAAAGAUGGAUCUAUUUGCAAUAUUAAUCAGAUGUUUUUGUUUAUAAAUCUUGUUUUUGUAUGCACUGAACUUUAAAUAAUAGAUUUUUCUUUCUAUUCAUUAAAUAAUUUAAUCAAGA